Molecule: messenger RNA, 668 nt
Organism: Amoebophrya sp. A25
Lineage: Eukaryota; Dinophyceae; Syndiniales; Amoebophryaceae
Source: the annotation of a GenBank genome assembly
AUGUUCCUUUCACGUUCUUUUAUCAGGAUGGAUACCAAUGGGACCCAGUUUCAAAAUUUGAAUUCGUUGAAAACCUUUGCGGAGUUUUUAACUGCUUCGAUCGGUGCUGAUCCCAUUCUUGGACUCCAACAAUUGGCUGACUUGCGUACUAUGCUGGUGGUGAAUGAACCGGGCACCAGCCUGCUGCUGAAAAUCUUCCAUCACGAGACCAUCGACGCGGUGCUUCUGCUCAAUUUAGAUCGAUGAUCUAGCUCCCAUCAAAGAUUCUAGUAAACUUUUUCAUCUCGAACGUCUUCUCUUAUACUUGAAUAUAUCCAAAUCAGGGAGAGACUUAGGGGAUUUAUCUUCUUGCAGUUUUCCGGUCUUAUACUUUCCAAAAAAACAACCAGAUGCUGGAUGCUGGCACUCAGGGAAUCCGCGAGUCUCGCCUGAAGGAUUCCCGUGUCGCGAUGGAGACUGGAGAGGCUGCGUGCGCUCUUGCUCCUCUGGAAAUGCAUGAGGCGCUCCCCUCCGGUGGUGUGGCCUUGUUGCUUGAGCUGAUGACCAUCUGUGUCGCGCAGCUGUUCGGUGGUGAUUUGAAACGCAACCCGUGCCUGAUUGUGAACGCGCAGGUCUUGCAGUACUUCAACCACCUGGCUACACACAUGAGCCUCACGAUUGCCGACCCC